This is a messenger RNA of Poeciliopsis prolifica (blackstripe livebearer), 2710 nucleotides long. RefSeq names its product mitochondrial elongation factor 1 (gene mief1). NCBI's taxonomy places the organism in Eukaryota, Metazoa, Chordata, Actinopteri, Cyprinodontiformes, Poeciliidae. Gene Ontology annotation, cellular component: mitochondrial outer membrane. The coding region runs from base 100 to 1527 and encodes 475 amino acids. The record is from RefSeq and is a predicted model, not a curated record. The transcript is spliced from 5 exons. Gene Ontology annotation, biological process: mitochondrion organization; positive regulation of mitochondrial fission.
UUGGUGGGCUUAUGUAGGGUGGGGGGCGGGGAAGGGAACACCCGGUGGUGGGGUCGUCAGGAUCUGCAUCUCUCAGGUUUGUGUGUUUCCGGCAGCAGGAUGGCGGGCGUGAACGGAGACCGCAAGGGGAAAAAAGAUGACAACGGGAUCGGGACCGCUAUCGAUUUCAUGCUUUCCAAUGCUAAACUUGUUCUGGGGGUGGGCGGGGCAGCCAUGCUUGGCAUCGCGACCCUCGCUGUCAAAAGAAUGUAUGACCGGACCAUUAGUGCCCCCACCAGCCCCACCAAGAUGCAGCAGACGGGGAAGAGAAGCUGGGAGGAGCCGGCGUGGGUGGGCUCCUCUCCACGAGUUCUCAACCACGACAUGAAGUCCACGGUUAGCCGCUCCCUGCAGUCUCUGCCCACGACCUCUUGUUCUUUUGAACCAGACUGCCUGCGCAGAGCCGUGGGUCGCUCCGCGGUGGGAGGAAGCGGCGCCACCCGCUCCGGCCUGUUGCAGGCCCGCAUGCGCCUCUCCCUGCAGGAACGCCUGUGGGACUUCUACCAGACCCGGGUCAACAUCCCCGCUGAGGAGCAGGCCACGGCCCGGAGGGCGGCGCUGGACAUCUGCGCCGAGCUCCGGGUCUUCCUUCACGCCAAGCUGCCUGACAUGCCGCUCAGAGAGAUGUACCUCAGCGGCAGUCUCUAUGACGACCUGCAGGUGGUGACAGCCGACCACGCCCAGCUGAUGGUGCCUCUUGUGUUGGAGAAGAACCUGUGGUCGUCCAUCCCCGGGGAGGACACCAUCAUGAACAUCCCGGGGUUCUGGCUCGUCCGCAGGGAGAACCUGGAGUACUUCCCUCGCAGCAGCAGCUACUGGGACCGCUGCAUGGUCGGCGGCUACCUCUCCCCCAAAUCGGUCCUGGAGGUCUUCGACAAGCUCGUCGCCGGCUCCAUCAACUGGCCCGCCAUCGGCAGCGUCCUCGACUACAUCAUCCGCCCCGUGGUUCCCUCGGAGACGCUCACCCUGGAGGUCCAGUACGAGACGGACCGCAGGCUGUACGUGGACUUCCUGCCUCUGCUGGUGAUGGAGGACGGGACGUCGCUAAUCGCCAAGCCGCACCGGCUCGCCGCCGAGCGCCACGAGAACCUGUGGCGGCAGAGCUUCCGCGUGGCGGAGACGGCGCGCCUCCGGGCGCUGGACCAGGAGGACGGCGGCUGCCGGUACGCCUGCCUCAAGGCGGCAAAGGCGGCGUGCAAGCUCAACCCCGCCCUCCACCUCCUCAACUCCAGCCAGCUCACAAACGCCAUCCUGCUGCUGAGCGAGAAGGAAGGCGACUGGACGCGGGAGGCGCUGGCCGACCGCUUUCUGCAGCUGCUGCGCGCGCUGGUGGGACACCUAGAGGCCGGGAGGCUGCCGUGCGCCCUCCACCCCAAAGUUAACUUGUUCUGUGAGCUGACGGAACAGGAAGUGGACGAGCUGGGGUACACGCUCUAUUGCGCUUUAUCAGAUCCAGAGCAGCUGCUGAGAACUGCUGCAGGGCCGUAAAACAAAUCCAACAAGAUUAGAUGCCAACCUCAGUUUUGUUUGUUUUUUAUUUAUGGGGGUCAAAUAUACUUCAGUGGUGAUGAAGCUCCAGAAGAAAAGAACCUGCAUGGGGAAAGAAAAUCACCUCUUUUUGUUCUUGUUACCUCUAAAAAAUGUCAGUGAGUAACUACGACACAGUGUUAGUUUCCUCAAAGCCAUUGUAUUAAUGAAGUUUAGCCUGUUGUGCUCUGUUAAACUCAGAGGUCUUCACCUUCCUGUCGUUUAGAAAGAGGAAAGCAACAAAUUCAGCUUCAUUUGGACUCCUUGCACCUCCAUUUGCAGUUACCAUGGCACCAAUCUGUUUUUAAUCCCGUUUCAAAGGACUGAAUGUAAUGUUAAGUGUUUUGUAUGGAAAGCCAUUGUGUAAUAAAAUCCUGAUCAGCCUCUUAAAAAUGAAACCAUGCAAGAAUCAAAUUUCUGCUUAUUUAAAUCUCAGUAAUACAGUGGCUGAUUCAAAUAUUUCAGUACCUUGCAAAAGUAUUCACACCACUUGAAUUUUUAUUUCACAUUUUGUCAGCUUACAACCAUAAACUUUAAUUUCUUUUAGUCAAAUUUGUUUUGGACCCAAACGAAGUGGUUCAUGAUUUGAAAAGUGUGGCGUGCAUUUGUUUUCAGCCCAAUUUACUCUAAAAUCUUCAAAUAAAAUCCAGUGCAUGAGUAAAAUAGACUCAGAUCUGUGUGUAAUUUAGUCUACUGAAAGCAGUAUGAAUUUAUUUUUUUAAUGGUAUCAGAACAAAGAUGGUUGAACUCAUUUAUGCCAAACUGUAUUCGCUUGUGACAAAAUGUGGAAAAAGGUUCAAUUGUUGGGACUUUUGCGCAGCGCUGUGCAAAAGCAAUGUUUCGAACGUCGCGGUCCCAGCGCGAUGUAGAGGGUGGUAGAAGUUUCGUCGCGAUUCCAACAGGACGACCGUAUCAGGCGAGCAGGAAAUACCCAAUUUGUUGCCAGUGAGGAGAAAACUAAAAGCUGCUCUUUGUUGGAAAAUAAAGAAAUGUUAUUUUCUAAUUGCUUGGAUGUGGACACAAAUGACCAGAAAAUAUUGUAACCCUGUCUGGUUCAUUCAGAUGGAGAACCUGCAUUCCCCAGAUGGAGAAUAAAUCUAUGUAGCAAAUAUGAGAACCCAUAAAAAAAAACUACCAGACAGGC